Zasmidium cellare ATCC 36951 is the source of this 1044-nucleotide messenger RNA. RefSeq lists its product as uncharacterized. Gene Ontology annotation, molecular function: hydrolase activity, acting on carbon-nitrogen (but not peptide) bonds, in linear amides. The transcript has a single exon. Bases 1 to 1044 code for a protein of 347 amino acids. NCBI's taxonomy places the organism in Eukaryota, Fungi, Ascomycota, Dothideomycetes, Mycosphaerellales, Mycosphaerellaceae. The record is from RefSeq and is a predicted model, not a curated record.
AUGUCCCGAAAGAUCAAAGUCGCGGCAGCUCAAGUUGGUGCUGUAGAUCUCGGUGCGUUGAAGAAAGAUACCGUUCAACGAUUGAUCAAACUCCUCCACCAGGCCGCCGAACAGAAAGUCCAACUUGUCGUCUACCCGGAAUGUACCUUAACGACGUUCUUCCCACGACACUUCAUCCAAUCCCAAGAAGAACUCGACAAAUACUUCGAGCACGGCGAAGACAUCACACAAUCCCCCGACGUCAAACCACUCUUCGACGAAGCGAAAGCUCACGAUAUCGAUAUCGUGCUCGGGUAUGCAGAGCGAACCCCCGACGGGAUGGGCUACAACACCUCCGUCUACUUCUCCGGAUCCACAGGAAAAGUCCUGAGCAAAUACAGAAAAGUGCACCUCCCCGGCCGCGUCGAACCCUUCGAAGACCCCGCCGCCACAAACCAGCUGGAGAAACGCUACUUCAAACCCGGCAACUACGGCUUCCAAGCCUUCCGCGCGCCGGGCCUCGUCAAAGACGCCGUGAAGAAGUCGACCACGACCAAAGCAGAUGAAUCGACCGAGGGAAAAGGCGACCCGAUCCUGGGCAUGCUCAUCUGCAACGACCGGCGCUGGCCCGAGGCCUGGCGCGUGUACACGCUACAAGGCGCCGAGAUCCUCAUGUUCGGGUACAACACCGGCGGGCACAUGUCGCACCUCUGGGGCGGGAAAUCCAUGGCGCCCGAAGAAGCCGAAAAGGAAGCCCUCUUCCACUCUCGACUAGUCCAGCAAGCGAACAGCUACAUGCACGCGUGUUUCUCGAUUUCCGCGGCGCGGUGCGGGCUGGAUGACGGGAAGUACCAUCUGAUCGGGGGCAGUUCGAUCGUGAGGUCCGAGGGACAUGUUGUUGCGGAGGCAGGGACGGAUGGAGAUGAGCUGGUGGCGGCGGAGAUUGAUCUGGCGGAGUGUCGGCAGGGGAAGGAGAGGACGUUUAAUUAUGGGAAGCAUAGACGGGUGGAGACGUAUGGUUUGAUAACGGGGCAGACGGGGGUGGUGGAGCCGGAGUUGUUGUAG